GAUGAUCUGCCGCCGCUGCCUCUGCUCUAGUCGGAAGUCGGCUGGCAGUCAGUCCUGGUGAUUUGCCGACGAUAGACCCGUUAGAAACAUUGGCUGGUGUGUCGCGCGAGAGACUGUGGCCGUGUACGAGAGACAGUAACCGCGUACGAGAGACAGUAACCGCAUACAAGAGACAGUAACCGCAUACAAGAGACAGUAACCGCAUACAAGAGACAGUAACCGUACACGAGAGAGAGAGAGAGACAGUAACCGUAUACGAGUAAUAGUAAUCGGUAAAUAAUGACCGUGUUGUGCCGUAUGAAGCCUUAAAGGAGAUAAUGAACCAUUUGAAAAGAAGAAAUUCAAUUAUGUCUCUCCGUUACAGAAUUGUCUUUUGAGAGAGAGAGAGAGAGAGAGAGAGAGAGAGAGAGAGAGAUAGAGAGAGACAGAGAGAUAAUUUCCUCUCGUUAGUAGUGUAGUGGAGUGAGGGAGACAUCGGUGUGUGUGUGUGUCGUGGAGGAGGAGAGAGGAGAGCAAGGAAGUGAAGAAGAAGAAGAAUAAGAAGAAAAAGGGUUUAGUGUAAGCGAAGAGAAGGUGUAGGAGGGAGGGAGGAGAGGAAGGGAGAAGUUCCAAGGAAGAAGAAGAAUAGGAGGAGGAGGAGGAGGAAGAAGAAGAAGACUGUCUGGUGUUGACCUAUAUCUUCCUAAGCCGUCUCACUCACCAUGAUCCUCCACAACACAACGCCCUAACCUAACCCACUACAUCUCAGGCGUGAUGUUGUGGCGUGUGAUGGUGGUGGCGGUGGCGGCGGCGGGGUGUGGCGGGGUGAUAGAGGCGGUGGAGAUGAAGGACACCAUCAAGGACCUGUACGAGGCGCCGCCAGAGGGCCAACAAGGCAGACUCUUCCUCAACUACGACCAAGCGGCGGCCUUCAACACCUCCGUCGCCUUCACCAUCCCGCUCUUCUCCUUCACCCUCCCCGGGGCAGGAGACACCACGGCCGCUGGUCUAGACACUCAGUCCUUCGGUGCCAUUGCCUUCAUCGCCCUCUUCCUCCUGGGUGGCCUCGGGGUGGCCAUUUACACCACGUCUCAAGGGGCCACCGGCAGACAGUUCUUCGAGGGGCAGAGUGACCUUCAGGAGUCCCUCUUGGCCAAGAUAGUGACGGAGUCGCUGGCGGGGCUGCCCAACGUGAUCGACACAAGGAGCUGCGCCCAGCUGGCCAUCUGUGGGGCCUACGCCGAGUCUUCAAGAUAUGGAUUCUUGGCCUGGCCCGUCAGGCUCCUCGUCCCGUCUCCUCACAGUGUGCCUGAAGAAGAGAUGACGGAGUACCAGAGAGCGGCGAUGUACGGCGACGAAGGCGAACAGGAUUGCCUCUACGAGUAUCCCUGUCUGGUCCAGCCGCUUGAGAUUCUCUUGUAUGUUUAUGAUUAUUGGUAUGGCGAAGACUAGAUGUGUCCCUCCCACUCCCUCCCACGACCCUCGCCCUGGGAGACGACACGACGCGACAGACUGCUGGAGUUGAUAUGAGAAGACCCCCCCCCCUCCCCCUGUCGUAAACAAUGAAACCUCUAUUUAACGGACGAUAU
Messenger RNA from Homarus americanus (American lobster), 1568 nucleotides. RefSeq lists its product as uncharacterized. The coding region runs from base 754 to 1431 and encodes 225 amino acids. The transcript has 3 exons. The record is from RefSeq and is a predicted model, not a curated record. Lineage: Eukaryota; Metazoa; Arthropoda; Malacostraca; Decapoda; Nephropidae.